This is a messenger RNA of Biomphalaria glabrata, 4839 nucleotides long. Its product is annotated as nonsense-mediated mRNA decay factor SMG7. The record is from RefSeq and is a predicted model, not a curated record. The transcript has 26 exons. Lineage: Eukaryota; Metazoa; Mollusca; Gastropoda; Planorbidae. Gene Ontology annotation, molecular function: protein binding; telomerase RNA binding; telomeric repeat DNA binding. Gene Ontology annotation, cellular component: telomerase holoenzyme complex. Gene Ontology annotation, biological process: nuclear-transcribed mRNA catabolic process, nonsense-mediated decay. The coding region runs from base 178 to 3849 and encodes 1223 amino acids.
AUGAGACACGGAAGUGACGAAUGACACCAGUAAAAUGUCAGUGAACCGUUAUUUAUCACGACUUAAGAUUCUUAAAUAGUGAUCCUGAGCUGGAAUGUUUGAAAAUAUAACUGGAAACUCAGUUAUUCCUAUACUUUUCCUGUUCAUGAGCUGAGUAAAGAACUGCCUCAUAUCAAGAUGAGCUCCUCAGCGGCAGCACAGAUGAUGAGGCAAGCAGACGCUGUAAAGAAUACAAUGACAGAAUCUGGCAAAGCAUUUUCUGAUCUUUGGGUGACUAGACAAAAAUUAGAAGAUCUGUACAAGAAGAUGCUGCUGCUGGAUUUGGAAUAUGCCCUUGACAAGAAGGUGGAACAAGAAUUGUGGAAUCAUGCAUUUAAGAACCAGAUCAAUACACUGCAAUCACAAGCUAAAGAUAGACAGAAUCCCAAAAAGGUAGAGGCCCAAGCCAGCUUGAAUCUUUUUCUUGAAACAGCCAGUGGUUUUUACUUGCAGUUUCUUCAAAUGAUUUGCUCUACCUUCAAAUUGGAUCUUCCCUUCAGGCGCAAAUCUGCUGCAUUUGGUAUUAUGCGAGAGAACACAAUGAACUACAAAACAAUUGUCACUCCCAAAAAGAGUUCCUGUCUUUAUAUUUGUUGUCACUGCUUAGUUCAUCUGGGAGAUCUCGCACGUUAUCGUCAGCAGACAGAACAGGCCCAGACCUACUACAGACAUGCUGCUAAUCUUUCUCCAAAUAAUGGCCAACCUUACAAUCAGUUAGCCAUCUUGGAAGCCUCAAGGGGAGAUAAGCUGUCCACUGUGUUUUAUUAUGUGCGCAGUCUUGCUGUCAGACAUCCUUUUCCUGUGGCAGCAACAAAUUUAGAAAAAUUCUAUUCUAAGCUCAUAAAAGACAUGCGUUCAGACUUUGAUGGUCCUAAUUUGACAAUGAGUGAAGUCAUUACUGCCUUUAUGCACUUCCAGGCUUUAUUGCACAUGUCCACAGGUCUAGAUAGAGCUUCAAACUUAAAGACAAAAAUUGUGGUUGGUCUGGGAAAUCACAUCCGAGGGCAGAGUGUCUCCGCUGCUCACUUAACUGGCAUUGUGGCUAUUUCCAUCUUUGCUCUCCAUAGAGCUAGGUUUGACACAAGUGAAUCUGGAGAAUCUGUGAAGAAAACUUUGCUGUCUAGUGAAGAGGAAAAAAUUGUACAAAUACAUCUUAGUUUUAUUGUCAAACUUUUGGAAACACUGCUUCAACACACUCCCAAGGAAGAUGGCAAAGCCAGGGAUUUUCCCACACUGUCAGCUAUCAAAGUGUUAUUUGAUUGGUUGUAUCUGAAUAAAGAUCUUUUACAAGGAAGAGAGUUCAAUAACACAAGCAUUUGGUCAGAUUUGUGUAAACUAUUGAACACAUUGCAGUGGUUGCUGAAUGAAAACAACAAAGCUUCAGAUUUCACUAAAUAUGAGGAUACACCAUUACCAGAAGAUACAGAUCUGAGAUGUUUUCAACCAUUGGAACCUACGUACAGCAAUUUCAACUUCAACAAAGCCCUAAAUGAAGACCUGAGUGGGGCUUGUGAGAGGGAUCUCCGCUGUCAGCGACUUUUAGCUCAUGGCAAGUGGUUGGCUCAAGAUCUCCCCAAACUUAAGUUGGUCAUCUACCAACCAACCAAGUCUAUCAGAACUCAGUUUUCCACACAGAAAGUUGCACAGAACACUGAUAGUCCAACCCUUCCUUCCCAAAAGUCAUCUCAGCGACAAAAUGUGGCAAUGCAGACUAUCAUGAAGAAACAGAUGCAGAAAAGAAUGGAACAAACUAAAAGCUCAACAAGUACUAGUCCUCUAUCUGUGAUAUCAGAGGAGGGUAAAUAUGCAACACCAGAUACUACCCCCAGGGCUACUCCAUCAGUAGUAGGUCAAGAUGCUGUACAUCAGUCCACCAAUCAGAAGCAAGCCUCUGGCACUAGACAGGCUGGAGUUAUUAACAUACAUCACAAAGGCAGUAACCAGAAGAACUUGCCUCCCAGACUGUCAGCUAAAGUCGCAGGAGCACACAAUUCAAAUCUGAGUCCAAGACUUCAAAAGAAGUUAGCUCCCAACACAGCAAGAAAUGCAAAUAAUGCUGUUGUCAUGCAGUCAAAUAAAACUGAAAUUUUAGAUGCCAAUAAAGACGGCAGUAAAGAUGCACUGUCAUUCAUAGAACAAGAUUCCUAUCCCAGUCUUAAUAUAGAUAACUACCCUGCAUUACCUAGCCAGAGAAACCCUGCAUCAUUGAUACCUGUAGAUGGUGCUUCCAGCCAAAAGAACUUUCUUGCCAGCCCUCAGUGGGGAGUGUUAAAUCUUGGCAGGGAUUCUACAAGCACUUCUACAACCAAUCCACUCUUGGCAAUGGGAAACAGUGCCUCUUCCCCAUCCCUUGACAGCACAUCAGAGUCAACCCAUUCUCCCCAACCCUCACCAAGGAUGAUUUCACCCUUCUCAGUUCCAGACCAGAACAUAAGGCCAAUGGAGCAGUCCAUGCUGGAUCAGGGUAUGUCAGGCCUGAGUGCUGACUUUCUGUCAGCUAUUAGGUCAGCGAGCCAGAUCAUUCAGCAGCAACAACAGCAACAAAGUUUUCAUGCCAUGCAACAGCUUCAGCAAAAUUUGGAUCCGCAGUCACAGUUUCAGCGACCACCAUACCUAAACCAGCAGCAGUCUAACCAAGGGAUGAGAAAUCCUCUGAACUUUUUCUCUAAUCAACCAUCUAUGAACCCUAACAACAGUUUAUAUAAACAGACUGCCAGUAAUCCUGUCCCUGCAAACAAUACCCAAAACUUAGGCCAGAAUGCUAAUCCAUAUUCAUCUAGUUUAAACCAAAGUCUCAAGAUGAAUUCACAAUCCUCAUUGGGAAAUUUGAAUAUCCCACCACCACAAAGGGGCCCUCCAUCAUUGAUGCUUGACUCCAGACAAGCCAGUACAUCCCCUGUCAGAGGUUAUCAGGCUUCUAGAGUGGACGUCUCUUCAGAACCGUAUAUGACUAACUCAUCAGUGUCCUUGGCUCCAGUUGGAUUUAUUCCCCCAACAGCUGCAAGCCAAACUCAGCCAACUGGACUAGGUAAUCCUAACUUCAACUCUUCACUUAGGUCUGGUGUACCUGUUGGGGCUGGAAGAGCUGCUAAUACUAGUCAGCAGCAUUCAUUUCUAGGAGGAGGAGCAGGAAGUUCCCAUCUGAACAGCCAGAACUAUGUUCCUCAGCAGAUGUCUACCAUGAAGCCCCAACAGUCUGGUGUGUUGUAUAAAAACAUCCCACUGCCUGGUACUGCUAUUAAUGGAAUGGGUGGCUCUAACAAUUUAGCAAGUCUCUUCAUGUCCGGACAAAAUUUAUCACAAGGUCAGUCCCAUGGUUCACUACAACAGCAAGGCUACAAUAGAGGAGGACAACCCAGUAACAGUAAUCUAAUGCAAGACUCAAGGCUUUCCAGUAGUUUUCUUGGCCAUGCUGCUGGAACACCUAAACCUGAAAAACAGAAUGCAACUCCACAAUUUAAUCAUCAGCAACACCCAAUGAAACAAGCCACUAACAAUCAGCAGUCAAUGAUACGUGCUGUGAUGGAUCCACCAUUUCUGCAGGCCAGUGGGGAGUACACUUUGUUUAGCAAUAACAACAUGCCAGGAUGGCCCACAUCACUGGUCAAGACAACCCCUAACCAGAUAAUGAAGGGAGCACCAGGGAAAGGCUCAGGUUCUAGUGGUCUAAUGUCUUCAAAUCAGAUGAUGUCUAGUGCUGGCCAUUCUGAAACUGGAACUAAUUUACAGGGUUUAUGGUCUAACACUGGACCAUCUCCUCUAGAAAGACUCCUAGAACAACAGCGAGGUCAGAGACAAACUGAUGGCUGAGUAGUCUUAGGGUAGAAGUCACUUGGAUGACAGAAAUGACCUGAUUCUUCUAUUAGUCCAUAGACGGACACUUGAGAAAACUGGCUUGCAAAAAGUAUGUAGCUGACCGAUCAACUGACCAGUGUGCAAAGUAUUUGAUCAGGCUGCAAUGCUUUUCUUUUCAAAUGUAUUGUAAUCUCUCAUUGAGCCCACUAGCGCACUAGUUACCUUCAGAAUGGGACAAAGUGAGUUGGAAUGGUAGACAGAUAUUGUCAAUAAAGGCUUACUAAUUCAAUGAAGAUUUACUCGAUGGUUAGUUGGGCAAAUGUUAUGCCUGGCAGGAAUUGUUCAGUUUGAUGUGGGUCUCUCUUUUUUUUUUCUCUAUAUUUUUAUCUUCAUUAUUGUGAAGUUGUUUUGGACUGAGAUGUGAGAACACUUCAUUGAUUUCAACACCACUGUAUACACACAAGUAUAGUGUGCUGAGGUCAUGGCCUCAAGUCUUCCACUGCUGUAUCUAAUGGAAGACAAAUCUUUUGCGUUUUAAUGACACUUGUGUAGAUAAUCAUUAUGUGAGAUUCUGACCCUUUUAUUUUGUUCAUGUCAAGCAAUGUAAAUAGGAUAAGAGCUGCUAGCACUGCUGUGUUGUGCAUGAGUCCAGUAAUUCUCUGUGCUAUUGCCAGUGGCUGGUAAUGUCUGCACCUCAAGUUCUUUUUGAACCCUUCCUUCUCUAGCCCUGUAUCUUGCUAUUUUUUAAUUAGAAACAUUUUUUUUUUAUCUAACUGAUCUUAUUCUAUAUAUCACAAAAGUAAAUUAAAGAACUGGAUCUUUUCUAGCUAGAGUUUUUUUCCUUCACUUCUUUGAGACAAAGUUCAAGAAACUUUCAAGUCUUGAAAGUUACUGGUUUUAUUUGAUUCAUGUUUUGUUUAUUGUAAAGAAAAUGAUAUUUAUUGGAUAAGGAGAUAAUGGAUUUAAACACACUAUGAUUAGUUGCAAUAAAUUCAGAGACAAAUG